AUGAAGAGGGAGCAGUCCUUUGAGUUUGGGGAUCCCAGCGCCCCGCAAGAUGCUAUGGGGGAUCUGCCUCGGAGUCGUCUUACAGCCCUCCCGGAGCUGUCUUUGGGCUCUCCCCACCGGAGUCCUCGCCGCGCAGCGGCCGGCAUAACAGAAGUACAAUACAGUGGCGUUGGAAUAGGACAGAGGGAUAGACCUUCAUGGGUCAGACUGACAUACACACCUUAUUUUGAUGGUCAUUUGUGGCGAAAAUAUGGGCAAAAGAAAAUCAAGGAUGCUGAGCACCCUAGGCUAUACUUCAGAUGUUCUUACCGUGAGGACAGGCAAUGCCUGGCCUCUAAGCUGCUGCAACAGAAGAACGGCGACGACCCACCACUGUACGAGGUGACCUACACGUACGAGCACACGUGCGGCGCACCGCCCGUCUCGUUUCCGGAUAUCGUGGCCGAGCCGCCGGCCGCCAGGGAAGGUCUGGUGCUCAGGUUCGAUUCCCCCGGCGGCCACGGCGGCGACGCACGGAUGCAGCAGAACGGACACUGCCAGCAGUCCACGUCUCGGAGUCCGUUCAUGAUGCUGAGCUUUGGUUCCAGUAGCCAGACGCACGAUCACCAACCUGCCGUCUUCCGCUCUGACUUGGAUGCCGCCGGAUCGCCGUCGUUUCCCACCGAGGGGCUGCCGGCGCCACCACCGGCAAACGGCGACGGUGGGGACAUGUUCUCGACAUUGAACUCCUUCGCAUAUGAUUUCGACAAUCAAAUGCACUUCGGCGAUCACACGUAUUUACCUCAUAAUAAUAGUAAUCACGAUUAUGAUGAUUACUGA
This is a messenger RNA of Miscanthus lutarioriparius, 819 nucleotides long. Lineage: Eukaryota; Viridiplantae; Streptophyta; Magnoliopsida; Poales; Poaceae. The record is from the annotation of a GenBank genome assembly.